This is a messenger RNA of Pundamilia nyererei, 732 nucleotides long. RefSeq names its product MICOS complex subunit mic25a-like. Bases 151 to 732 code for a protein of 193 amino acids. The transcript is spliced from 6 exons. NCBI's taxonomy places the organism in Eukaryota, Metazoa, Chordata, Actinopteri, Cichliformes, Cichlidae. Gene Ontology annotation, cellular component: MICOS complex; mitochondrion. The record is from RefSeq and is a predicted model, not a curated record.
UUUACACAUGUGCAAGAGGAGGAUGGUUCACGAAGAACCUGGCAACCCUAUCCCUUCUGUCUCACAUUCUGUCAUUGGGCAGGACAGCAACAUUAUUUCAUAUUAUAAACAUUUUUCUCACCACGAAAGCUGUGCGUUUGCAGCAGAAGCAUGGGUUCGGGAGAGAGUACAACAAGAAAAGUGUCCUUCGGUGUUGACGAUGAGGACAGGGUCAGAAUUCUCCGUGGAGUCAAGCUGUCAGAAGAUGUUCUGCAAAGAAUGAGAGGAGUUGCCAACAUUGCCCCAGACCGCACGUCAUCACCUGCCUCAAGUCCUCAAACAAACACAGCCUCCUCUCACAGUGCCAGCUCAGGCUCUCAAUCUCAGCAAGGCCCACAGCAGCGCGCACAACCCAGUUCGCACUCCAGCAAAUCGGCCUCCUUCAGCAAGGAAGAUCAGAGGAGGUAUGAACAACAACAGAAGUUACUGAAGGAAGAGUGGGCCAAGAUGGCACAGCGAGAAAUGGAGGCGGCGAAGGAAGAGAUGGCCAAAGCCACGAGCCGGGAAAGACAACAAACACGGCUGGAAGCUGAGAGGACCAAACAGUUGUCUGCAGAUGAGAUAGAAUCAAUGGUUCAGCAUCUACAGAAGAAAGACUCACAGCUGAAAGCACUGGAUGCCUUCUACAAGGAGCAACUGGCACAACUGGAGAAGAGGGUAAAACAUUUGCACAAUCACACAACUAACACAUAA